Molecule: messenger RNA, 1375 nt
Organism: Effrenium voratum
Lineage: Eukaryota; Dinophyceae; Suessiales; Symbiodiniaceae
Source: the annotation of a GenBank genome assembly
AAGUUUGAAACGGCUCGAGUUUGCCCCUUGCGCGAGUGUCAGCCACAGCAGCUUCGGCGAUGCGCCGUGCCGCGUAUUUGAAGUGCCUGAUUUUUGCUCCGUUGUGCGCAAACUUCGUGAUUCCAAGCCAGCCUCCGGCUCGAAUUAGUCCAGGUCUGAAAGCACGUGGGGGCUACGAGGAGAUUGCCCAGGAACCCGUGCUCUCACGGGAUCACGUGGCCAGCCAAAAGACCUGGAUCGUCAUCGGCGGGGGCGUCUAUGAUGUGGCGGGCUAUCUGCAAAAACACCCCGGUGGCCACAAGGUCUUGUCCAAGUACUUCUAUGGCCAGGAUGCGACUGAAGCCUUCGCAGCUACGAAGCACAGUCAGGGAGCCCACAAAUUGCUGGAGAGGUUUCGCGUGGGCGAGCUGGAGUCUGCGAACCGGCACGCGGUCAACUUGAAGGGCAGCUCCUGGGCGGGCAAACUUUUUACCAGAGAGGACCGCUUCCAGAUCCACAAGGUGCUUGGCGUGUACGUCCUGCUCCAUUACCUGUACCGACACAUCCGGGUCUUCGCAGGGAACCCCACCGGCGGAUUCACAGGAUCUUGGCUUUCCCUGCUAAUGGUCAUCCCUCACGCCAUGCUGUCCUUGUCCUCGCUGAUCUUCCACAUCCCCCGUGAGCGGGUGGCUGAGAAGCCGAUGAUUUGGCAAGAGUUCCGAGCCCACAACAUCUGCUUCGCGCUGCGCUCUUUCCUUUGCUUCACUCUGCUCUGGAUCGCGCAGCACGCGGAAAUGCAGGGCAGCCAUUUUGCAGUGGCCCUGCGGGGCGUCUGCGUGCUGGGCAGCGCCGCGCUGUGCCUCGGCGCCAUGCGCGCGGCGGACUGGGCCACGGCGCGCCUCCGGGAGAAAUCCGCGGAGUCCACCACGGCCACCAUGCCCUACUGGGAGGGUUGCUCGCAGAGGACGCAGGGCAGGUUCAAGGCCUUCUACAUGUUGGCCCAGAUUUUGGCCACCGGCGGGUGCCUCGCAUCCUUCAACCUCUUUUGGCCCUUCGCCAUUAUGCUGCCCAUUCAGCUGGCCUCUUUGCUGAUGACCCUGGUGAGGAAAGGCAUACUGUCCACCAAGGGCUAUCACCUCAUCUACACGGCCUCUCUUGUGGUGCCUUUCUUUGUUGGUUGGAUCAGCAGCCCCGCGCUCUUCUCGGGCCUGGCGGUCGGUGGGCUGGGGCUCUUUUACCUCAGGCGGUGCCUCCCGCACGGCGCAAGUUCGGCCAAGUACAUGCUGUGGACGCCGGUGGCUGUGUCCAGGGUCAUGCUGUUUCAUCGCUUGGGCUGCUGACCCGGUCCUUGAAAAAGACACCCAGUGACGAGGCUUCUCCACUUUUCGACCUUGGG